UCAGUGUCUAGGGUUGUUCCUGGCCCCAACCCUCACGUGUCAGGCCCUGGUUGCUGUGUUGGGCUGCGCAGACUGUGUUGGCGAGACGCUGCCUGCGGAGUCCUCAGUUGGACCGCGGGAAGCUGCAGGAUUCAGGGGACAACAUGCCAACUGCCAAGCAGCUAGCUGACAUUGGCUACAAGACCUUCUCUACCUCCAUGAUGCUCCUCACUGUGUAUGGGGGCUACCUCUGCAGUGUCCGAGCCUACCGCUAUUUCCAGCGGCGCAGCUCCCAGCGCCAGGCCGCAGAAGAACAGAAGACCUCAGGAGACCUGUAGAACCUAGGGGGCUUUGUUUCUUGUCCGGAGAGACCUGAGGCAUGUUGUGGAAAGAGCUCACCUACAAUCUUAUCUAAAGUCAAGAGAACCAGGACCCUGGGUUUUCAAACCCUGCUGGGAAUAAGUGCCCAUGUUUUCUCUGGAACUGUCAGUUUGGGGACGCUGUCAUAUCAUAACAGGAAUUGGGGGAGGGUGAGGCACACCUACACACAUUAAAUAUUUUGC
This is a messenger RNA of Pteronotus mesoamericanus, 542 nucleotides long. RefSeq names its product cytochrome c oxidase assembly protein COX14. Gene Ontology annotation, biological process: mitochondrial respiratory chain complex IV assembly. The transcript has 2 exons. Gene Ontology annotation, cellular component: mitochondrion. Lineage: Eukaryota; Metazoa; Chordata; Mammalia; Chiroptera; Mormoopidae. The record is from RefSeq and is a predicted model, not a curated record. Bases 144 to 317 code for a protein of 57 amino acids.